AGUUCACAAAGAGUCAAGAGAAGAGCUGUUCCGAAAGAAGAGAUAAUAAGUAUUGCUGCACUUCAGUCAUCGUUGUUCUAAUCGAUUUCCGGUGUUUAUUUGCUGUUAAUGAUUUGCACAAACAAUCUUAUGUAUUAGCGUGUCAUCUAAGCUUUGAAGUAUUGAUUCGGUCAUGACCAGCAUCCAAUCACACUGUCCACCAYUCAGCRUUUAGCCUCGUWCAACUGGUCACACCACUUGUCUGUUGUUCACUAUUGAGGGUUAAGCGAUGGAUGUCUACACAAUCAUCUUGCUUGUUCUAACUGUGUUCUCUUCAACAUGUUCAGUAUCGRCUCUCAAAAGGUCUGGCAAGGAGGCGAGGUUGUCCCUCAAAACAAGACACAAGGCACAAUUAAUGUUGGACUCCAGCAAAAAAAUCAAACUCGGGGAAGUUUAUCUGUCGGGUUUGGAUGGACUUCGAGGAGAAAAGGUAAGACACCAGUCAUUAUACUGGGUGUGUCCAUCACGUGAAGGUUCUAUUUGUCUGAAGUCCAGCUCCAAUCCCAAGUAUGGCAGCCUGUUCCACAAUAUUCAUCAACGAGACAGCAUUGAUCURUCCAUUACUCACGACAUCGAUGCUGGAGUCCACCUGAACAACUCUUUGAUUCGAAUGUUGUUUAAAAAUGGCCGCCAGUCGRUUCGAUUCACUUUUGUAACCAAUGAMGAUGGCUGGAGCCCCUCGGAAGACGCUUAUGCCGUCUUUCAUCCUGGACGAAGCAACACRGUAUUCGUGGACGGCUCGUGGGCUGCUUACAAUCUCUCCAACAUGGACUACACUUGGAACAUAAUCAAACACAGCAGAAGAAAYUUGAAAUUUAACGGCAAGUUGAUUUGCUGGGGAAAUGRCGUCAUGACAUCCUAUCGAUAUUAUGAUCAUGGUCUUCACUUUGGUUCACCRGCCAGCGGUCACAAACCAUGUCUCCUUGACAACAACGAAAACGAAAUCAUGCUGAAGAGUCACUACGCGAUAAUGAACGGUCAACAAGCCCGAUGGGACAUGGCUCAAUUUGGUUUUCUGAGCGCCAAGUACGUGCAGGCUGAAAAUAAACGCAUCGCUAUCUGGGUUCGGUAAGAUCAUCUGGUARUGCUUGCAGACUUCAUGUGUGGUCAURUCUUUGCUACAAGCCUUCAGGGUAGACGACAUGUGCUGUGUCUAUAUGCAUCAUUAAUAUCCUGGAGUUUUCAAACUAGGCCCGGGUUUUGUUUCAGUUAUAUUCACAUCAGUUUAUCUUCUUGUUUUAAUAAGAAAGUAACAAUACUCGAGAGAAAUGUAUUGUGACAGUUAAUAGUUUUUAUGCUACAAUCUUUGAUAUACUCUGCUUUAUUUGUUUAGCGGGAAAAUCAAAAGCAGUGAGAAUGCGCUCUGCUGUCAACAUAAGGUCACGAGGGCUAAUUAUUACAAUGAGGUUUCUAUUAAUCUCUUCAUGUUACUUCUUGAAUUACGAUAUGUAAAAAAACACGCGACAAGCUAUAAAUAGAUCACCACAGGAAUCCCACAGCACUGAUCCCAUUAC
Messenger RNA from Actinia tenebrosa (Australian red waratah sea anemone), 1553 nucleotides. RefSeq lists its product as uncharacterized. Lineage: Eukaryota; Metazoa; Cnidaria; Anthozoa; Actiniaria; Actiniidae. Gene Ontology annotation, molecular function: extracellular matrix structural constituent; oligosaccharide binding. The record is from RefSeq and is a predicted model, not a curated record.